AUGUUUAAGUCUCCCAAUAAACAAGUAACAAAAUUUCAAAGUGUGGUGGUGCAGCGUAUAGUCUCGAGAAAAUCAACUAGUAUAGGGUCUUCCAAUAAGCAGACGUCCUCGGAUCCAGUGAUUUCCGUAUUUCACGCGAGUAAACACAAGAAUGUGGCCAAGAUUACUUCAGCUUCUUGUGAUCUAUCAGCUCGUAAAGUUUCCGAAAAGACUCCGGAAAAAUCGCCAUCGAAGCCAAAGUCCCUUUCGCAACGAAGUAUAAGAAUAGCAAGUGCUAGGCCUCAAGUCGUCGAGAAUCCUAGCUCCAAGAACUCAAGACUAGGUUCCUCGCGAAGCACUGGAACCACUAGGAUCACUGCCUCGACUAGAACCCAGCAGUUCUAUAUUCCGCUGAGGAGUUCGCAUGGAGUAACUAGCCGGAUGUACCGUCCCUCCCAUCAGGGAGUCUUCCAUUACGAUUUAUCCCCGUUGGAGAGGACGGGAUUCAAUGAAAGCCUGAUUUAUCCCAUGAAAUCCGUGCCAGCGGCGGAGCUUCAGCUGCUGCGGAAUGGUCAGCGGUCCACCUACCUGGAAAGGCGUUAUGAACGGAGUCCGGACGACAAGUACAACUAUCCGGAGGCAACCAGCUGGCGAUACGGAUGGUUCCACAGGGAGUCCGAUCCCUUUCAGAAGCGAAUACCACGACGAGAUUAGAUUAACCUUUUGUACCUUUAUUUGUGGAAGUUAUAGUGAACGAAAAAUAAGUAUAUCAAAAGUAAUAAUGUGUUUUCCUAUUUAA
Drosophila takahashii is the source of this 778-nucleotide messenger RNA. RefSeq lists its product as uncharacterized. The record is from RefSeq and is a predicted model, not a curated record. NCBI's taxonomy places the organism in Eukaryota, Metazoa, Arthropoda, Insecta, Diptera, Drosophilidae.